GGUUUCUGUGGCCAUGAAAGCUGGAGGUCUAGCAGCGCUCCUGGCACAGACCGUCGUGGCCGGCGACGUCAACGCCUGCUGUGGGGUGCUGCGACGCAUUUUUAGUGAAACCUUGCAGAGCGACGUCAUGACGCUCGCGCUAAGGGCGCCGCGGUCGCCGGGUCGACAGUCGCCACACGGGCCGCCACAACUCUCCUCCUCAGCCUCUUCCUCCUUCUCUUCGGCCGUCGUCUCAUCCCAGCCUCAUCCCGCUACGCGGGCGGGGAAGUUGCACCAGUCCCUGUUGUCCUCCGCACGAAUUAGCGGCUCCGCCAGCGUCACUUCCUCGCUCGCGUCCGCCUCCCCCGCCGCCAGCUCUCAUGUUUCCAAUGCGGUGCACAACGAUGUCGUCAACUUCGCCCGCUACGCCCAAUCCCAACGCGCGCAGGCGAACUCCUUCGCGAAUGCGGCGGCGCAGGCGGUGUUGCGCACCGCCUUUACCCCGCGCGACGGCACCGUACGCGCAGGCACGGGGGAGGUGGCAGCGGCAGCAGGGGCGGCGGUAGGCACCUCAGCUGCGUCAUCCCCAUCCCCACCAGCGAUCCGCAGCGACGACACCAACUCUCUCGUGGAGCGAGUCUGGGCGCUCGCCAAGGCCAGCCUGCGCGACGACCCCACCCUCGUCAAGGCAUCGUCGGUGCAGGUGCUGUGCCACGCUACGCAGCGCACCGGCUUUUGGCAGGAAGCGUUGCAGUUCUGCGAGCACCUGCCGCGGCCGCCCUCCCCGCUCUUUCUCUCCUCGCUGCUGCGGCCGCAUAACGUGCAGCCCGUCUUGGCGCACUGCGCGCAGCAGGGGUGGGCGCUGGACGUGACAAACGCCAUACGGGUGCUGGCGGAGGAGCACGGGAGCUGGUCCUCUGCUCUGGCGGUGGCCCAAGACGCCGAACAUCGCUUCCCGUACGGCGAGGUGUAUUCUCUCGGGGUGCUCAUCCCCUACCUCGCGGCCGGUGGUGAUGCGGCGCAGGCGCGACAGCUCUUUGAAUCUGGUGUGGCUCAAGGUGCCUUGGUGGACGCGGCGCUCAUUCAGCACCUCAUCAUGCAGACGGCCGCGCUGAAGCAGUGGGAGACGUGCCUGCACAUGCUGCAGUGUCUCUACCGCACGCAGGAGACGGCCCAGCUGCUGCCGACCGACGUGGACUUCUUCCGUCAGCUGAUGGAACUGUCUCCGAGCUGGGUGACGUCGCUGCGACUCCUCCACAUCGCGCGUGCGUCGGAGGUGAAGCCGGACGAACGAACCGUGGCGAUUUUGCUGACCCAAUGCGACAAGGCAGGAGCCUGGCGUGAGGCGGCCGCCGUGUACGACAUGGCGGUGAAGGAGGACUUUAUUGACAGUCUCGCCGUCGGCUCGAUGUACCAGACGCUUGUGCGGUCGUUUAGCGCGAUGCAGCAGUGGCAAAAAGCGCUGGAGGCGCUGUCGUGGAUGUCGAAGGCCGGUGACGCGUCGUUCACGGCUGGCAUGAGCGAGUUGGUGACCCUGUGUGAGCAGUCUGGGCAGUGGGAGGCCGCGCUGACGGUUGGGGCGUCGCUGAUGGAGUCUGGCACGCACCUCUUCUCCUCACAGACGUCGAUGGCGCUGCUCUUUGCGUGUGCGAAGGGCGCGCAGUGGGCAUUUGCGAUGCGCCUCUUCGACGCGCAGCUGCACGACGUGCGUGUGAACCCGCACCCCCUGUCCCUCUGUGCCGCGAUGCAGGCGUGCAUAUCCGCCCGCCAGUGGCAGGCCGCCCUGCGUGCUUAUCACGAAGCGCAGGCCGCACAGCCGCGCACCGUUGUGCCGCCCCUCGCCCAUCGCAUGGCUGUCAAGGCGUCUGUAUUGGGCCACCAGUGGAGUCAGGCCAUUGCCGUGCUCGAGACGAUGCGCCAAGAUGGACUUCCGCUGGACAACAACAGCCAGCGUCUCGGUCUGUGGGCUGCCGCAUUGCAGGGGCAGUGGGAGUUGUCGCUCGCCUUUUUGAAAGGCAUCCCGCGCCGGUCCCGCACCCCGCAGGACCGCCUGGUGGUGCGGAACGCGGCUCGUGCGGUGAGUCCAGCUGUGGACGCGAUCGCGCUUCGGCUCUUGCAGUCUCGCUGA
This is a messenger RNA of Leptomonas pyrrhocoris, 2107 nucleotides long. RefSeq lists its product as hypothetical. The coding region runs from base 14 to 2107 and encodes 697 amino acids. Gene Ontology annotation, molecular function: protein binding. The transcript has a single exon. The record is from RefSeq and is a predicted model, not a curated record. Lineage: Eukaryota; Euglenozoa; Kinetoplastea; Trypanosomatida; Trypanosomatidae.